Ceratosolen solmsi marchali is the source of this 3151-nucleotide messenger RNA. RefSeq lists its product as uncharacterized. NCBI's taxonomy places the organism in Eukaryota, Metazoa, Arthropoda, Insecta, Hymenoptera, Agaonidae. The transcript has 3 exons. Gene Ontology annotation, molecular function: protein binding. Bases 1 to 3009 code for a protein of 1002 amino acids. The record is from RefSeq and is a predicted model, not a curated record.
AUGUCAGGAGUAUAUCCAAAAUUACCUCGUGUUGCUGUUAGAGAUAAUUUUGAAGAUGAUGACUUAAGUGAUAUCGACGAUGAAGUAUUUAUUCGAGAUGGGGCAAAUGGUAUUUUAAAUAUUGAUGAUGAUUGUGGAGCCAAAAGACCUCUCAUGGCUCCACGUAGAAAAUGUAAAACACACUUUUCUGAAACGCCAUCUUUACCAUAUAAAACUCUUUUUGCACCAUUUUGCUAUACUUUAUUAGGAUUUUUUAUUAUUUUGGGUAUAAUUAUAUUGUGCAUAAUUACUAUAAUUCGAUUUCCCAUGCCUAUUAAUCUACUAAAAACUUGGUUAUCUCAUAAUAAGGAAAAGACAUUUGAUAAACAACACACUAUUCCUUGUACAUCAUUGAAUUCCAAAAUCCAGUGGACAAGAACAUUACCUAAGCUGAUAUCAGAAGCCCCAUUAAGAAGUAACGAUGUUAACGGAGAUAAUAUAGAAGAUGUUAUCGUAGGAUUCAGUACCGGUCUGGACAAAGCUAAUGCUCCUGAAUAUGUUUGUACAUUCAACUUUGAUCAAAGUACGCCUUGUUUAGGAGGAGUUUUAGCCUUAGAUGGAAAGUCUGGUGAAACAAUUUGGACUCACUGGACUGCUCAUGCAGUAUUUUCUGUAGAUUGUGGCUUAGAUUUGAAUGAUGAUAAAGUGAAGGAUUGCAUUAUAUCUGGACUUGGUGGGAUUUUGCAUGCUAUUAAUGGUCAAGAUGGAACUAGUAUAUGGGAAUUGCCAUAUAAAGAUUUAUCUAUGAUUUCUCAACAUAGAUAUUAUGACAUUUAUGAUGCAAGGUAUAUAGCUGAUGUUGAUGAUGAUGGAAUUGGUGAUGUUGUUGCUUCCCAUACUUGGCUGUCUGAUGGAUCACAAUCAGAAGUAAUAUUAGUAUCAGGCAAAAAUGGAAACAGAAUCAACAGUAUGGAUUUUCCUGGAAAAGAACAAUUGUUUGUAGCACCCCAGAUUAUUGUGCAUCCAGAUGGAGAAACUUAUUUUGUAUUAGUUGCUAGUAAUCAAGAUAAAGCUGGAGGUCUUUAUAUUAUUCCACAUUCAAAAUUACUGAAGGGAGAAUUUGAAUUGCAAGAAAUUUACAACGGUCCAGGUAGAGGUAUUGCACUGCCUCCUCUUUUGAUUGAUAUAAAUUCAGAUGGAACAGAAGACAUUAUUGUUGCUAUGUUUAAUUGUACAAUAAUGGCUUUCAAUGGCAUAACUUUUAAAGAAAUUUGGAAUUUUACAAUACCGAAUUCUGAAGUUAUUAGUAUUCCUAUCCCUGGAUACUAUAAUGAUGAUAGAAUACCAGAUUUUAUGGUGAAACAUCAGAUUGGUCCCGGUUUUCCUGUUUAUUACUAUUCAACUGCAACUGUAUUAGAUGGACAAACCGGAAAACCUUUAUUAAAAACACCAAUGGAAGAUACUCUAAGUACACAGAUGUUUGGAUUGUCUGUAACAGUUGAUGGCUUUGGUAAUGAUUGGUUUUUACAUUGGUCCGCAAAUUGUUUUAAUAAAGAGGGAGCAAAAAAUAAUUAUGAAUUUAUAAACGAUCCAAGUUCUGGUGCAGACUUAUGCAAACUACGAUUCAACAGUACUCUUGUUACAUCCUUAUUUGCUUUUAGCCAACAUGUUGAACCACCAGGAAUACCUUUGUAUCAUUCUGAAGAUUGGAAAAACAUGAAAUUUAAUAAUUCCAUUAGUUCCCAAAAGGAACUUGAAAAUAAUGCUGAUUCAGAUUUUGAUUUUAAUGAUGUCGAAGAUGAAAUAAUUUCAAAUAGAUUUCCAAAUCAAUCACCAAAUAAUAGAAAUAAUCUGAUUCAAUAUAAAAAUAUUAAGAAUGAAGAUUCCCAAAAAUUAGAAAAUUUGUAUUCCAAUAUUAAAUUUAAUAAUCCACAGGAUAAUCAACAAAGUGAAAGCCUUUUAGAUAAACCAUUAGAUCAGCUGAAUGAAAAUGAAUGGAAAGAAAAUAAAUGGGAGAACGAUAAGUCGAAAGAAAAUAACGCACAAACUGACGAUAAUUAUGAUGAUAUGUAUGAUGACGAGGAAGAAAAAUUUAUAACAUCGCGUCAAUUAAAUGAAAUUCGUCUUCAAAGAAGUGAAAAAAGUAAUGUCAGAUAUAUAAAUAAUGAUACAAAUGACAUAGAAAAUCAGUUAGAUCCCAGUAUGGAUUACACUAAUGGACAGAGUAAACAAAAUAACUACUACUCUUCUUUAAAUUUUAAUAGAUCGAGUAAUCUCGAUGAUAGUUCUGAUUACAUGAAUAUUCCUGACAUUGAUUUCGUUGAUAAUAUUAAAGAUGCUGAGGUCCUUGAUGACAAAAGAAAACGUGAAAUAAAAAAGAAAAAGCGUAAUCUUAAGCAAAAUGAAAGUGAAAUAAACUCAUUUAUAAUAAAUGAUAGAUCAUCUCGGGUAAAUACAAUUAAUGCAAAUAACAAAGUGAAAAAUGGAUUUAUAAAAACAAUUCGUAAGAAAGGUAUUAUAGAUUUUUUUAAUAGACGAUUAAAAAGGGAAACUAAAACGAAAGAGGCUUUAAGGCAAAUAGAAAAAGUAGUUGGAAUAAAACGUCAGUCACCUACUGGAGCUUUACUUUUUCCUCUAAAAUCUAAUAAAAAUUCUGUAGAUUUAAUUUUUUCAACUUUCUGGCUUCCACCAUUAAUCACGCCUUUUUUUCUUCUACCUAAAGAUUUGGAAUGUAUUCGAAAAGCUGAAGAAAAAUUAGGUAAAAAAGUUUUAUUUAAAGAAAGAGAUUUAAUUGCUAAUAAUUGCUUAACAAAUAGAGGAAUUGAUUAUAAGUUUUACAAUAAAGCAACAGACAAAAAAAAGUCGAGAAUUGGGCUCGGACAAAUGACCUUGUAUAGAAUGGAAUUGCAAUGCGUUUGUCCUGAAGAUAUGCUACCAGGUCAAACAUGUAGAGACAUUUCUAAACAACAAAGUUGGCCUGAACAUUUAGGAGCUUCUGGAAGUGGAUAUUUUGAAAUGCUUAAAACUUAAAACUCAUAAGGAUUAUUAUAUUUACUUAAUACAUAUGAUAUGUAUGUGAUAAUGAAUGAGAUGUAUUUAAUGAGUAGAUCGUACAUGUGUAUGGAGCUCGGAUAUCAAUGUCAGUUAUAUAAAAAAAUUCAUAUAUAAUUGU